This is a messenger RNA of Verruconis gallopava, 1359 nucleotides long. RefSeq lists its product as uncharacterized. The transcript has a single exon. The coding region runs from base 871 to 1359 and encodes 162 amino acids. The record is from RefSeq and is a predicted model, not a curated record. Lineage: Eukaryota; Fungi; Ascomycota; Dothideomycetes; Venturiales; Sympoventuriaceae.
CGAUGCCAACGCGUCGACGGCAAUCGUCUCUGCUUGCCUAAUAAGGCGUUCGUUUGCUGAUAACGCCAAGGUCCUGGCCCCGUCGCUAACCUCGACCGUGCUCAAUUGCUUGAGCACGCUAUUAUGCUUAUUGACAAACUGCUGAUUCUACUUUACACACCCUCGCGUCAUCAGUUCUGGAUCUAUGAGUACCUGACUCUUUUAUUUUUUAUUUUUUUGAUCGAAACGCCAUGUGGUCAAGCACAAGGAGUGGUUCCAGCAUAGCCAGGCUCCAAACAGUCACAGUUCUGUAUCAAUCGCCGGGCUUGAAGCGAUUUGGAGUAAAAGAAAGAAUCAAGAACAUCAGAUAAAGCCUCUUUUGAGGAUGUUGGAAGAGAAAAGAAGAUUUGAGAACCACCGGCGAUCUGGCGCUGCUGGCUUUCUGGACCAUGAAAUUGACAUCGAGAGACCGAAAAAAGCAGUCGUCAUCAUACAGCAUGUCUACAAUUUGGUCGCAGCAAGACUUUGAUGCCGAAAUGCUUUGAUCAUGUCGAAUAAGAGUAGAAUCUCACGUGGAGUCGUCCCAAAUUGGCAGUUUCCAAUAUAGGCGAAAUGGAGAUAGGCCGGCGUUAAGCUAAGGAGAGGUCGUUAAACGACCAAACGACGCCCUGGCAUCGUCGAUUGGACCCAACAUUCGUGAACUAGCCCUGGGACGCGGACUUAGCAUUUGAGCACCGAGAGUUUACGAUAUUGAAGCUAUGUAGAAUUUACUGUAUAAUAAUACAAAGAUGCCGCUUCGCCAAGGUCUCAGGGUCUGUCAAUAUUAUAUUCAAGCUGGAGAAGAAAGUUACGAGACACUUUUCAACCUAAGUUGGUUUCGAGGAUCAGAAUAUGGCAUCACAAUAUCCCAUCAGCAUUACGGGUCUCAGUCCCCGCGACGCAGUCAUUGAUGCGCUGCAUCGCAGCAUCCUAGCGAUCGAUUCUGGGGACGUCGCUUUGUUUCAAACAUGCAUGUUCAACUCUCCCGAGACGACCUUCAAGAUCGUCGGCGGCAGGACUGUCCAGGGUUCGAAGGCUAUCGAAGAGCACAUGGUGAAUACAAUCUUGCCGUUGUCCACGCUGCAUUCGGUCACAAAUAUACGCGUCUCUUUUCCAAAUUCGAAUCCUGAGGAAGCCAAAGAAGCACGUUUGACAGCUAACGCAAUUGCGUACCAUUAUCGUCCAGAAGAUGCUUUCAAGCCUGAACACCUGAGCUUCACAACGGGAGGCAUGUAUGAUAUCGAGAUGUUGAAAGACGAAAGCGAUGGCUUAUGGAAAGCUAAGACCUGGACAUUGAAGCUCAAUUGGACAGAAGGGGAUCGAGCGGCAAUCUUUGGCUAG